This is a messenger RNA of Fusarium verticillioides 7600, 1494 nucleotides long. RefSeq lists its product as hypothetical. NCBI's taxonomy places the organism in Eukaryota, Fungi, Ascomycota, Sordariomycetes, Hypocreales, Nectriaceae. The record is from RefSeq and is a predicted model, not a curated record. The transcript has 2 exons. Bases 22 to 393 code for a protein of 123 amino acids.
CCAACACCACCAUGUACCAUCAUGUCACGCACACCCUCACUCUUCAACUGUCUAAUCCGUACCCAUCAUAUAACAUCGCGCAAGAAGCUCUCGCGCGUCCGUCGCGCAGCACAGCAACUAAACGUGGAUUGGCUGUAUGUGCGAAGUGGUGGAUCACCAGGGAUAAUGUUUGCAGAGGGGCGCGAUGAGGCUGGUUUGACAGAGUGGGUAUCUACAGUACAAGCGCUGCGGUACAAAGACUUUAAAUGUGUUGCGAAACCUGCGAGGGCUGAGGGCGUAGGAAGCAAGACGGGGUUUGAUGAGACCGAGUCGGUGAGGGAGUUUGGGAGGGUCAUGGACGAGAAGGGCUUGGGGGGUUGGUGGAAGAGGGCGAUGGGGUAUGAGGGGGAGUGAUUGACGCAGUUCAUCGUGGCCAUACCAGGACAUGAGAGAGGAGAAUAGCUGCUGGGCAAUUGAGGGUGGUGAGAGACGCGUCGUACGCGCGGCCUUUAGGAUCGUGAAGGAGGCUAAGAUGCGAUCGUCGAUAUAAUCUUGGACUUAGUUGACAUCACACUUACAACGCUGAAGCACACGCCUUGACCGGCAGUUCGAUCAUGAGUCUCUUGAUGGACAUGGUAUCCAUGUGUUACAUCUACUACGAGACUGAAGCCUCAGGCCAUCCGCCUUUCCCGGAAUCUAUGGCAGUUGCCAUGCCAUCUUCUCAUGAACGGUCACUCUUCCACAACUCAGCAGGAUACACGGCCAAGCAGUCCGUACACUCUCCGCAACCUUCACAGUCCGGCUCCCAUUCCCCAGACUGCAAAUUCAACCUCCACGAUUUGGGCCUUUCGCCAUACCAAGGACCAGUCUUCAGGUCAAACCUGUCCGGUCUGGCAGGAAAGUUCUUCCAAUAACCACCAUCAUCUCUAUUCAUCACCGUGCACACAUGCACACCAGUUUUGAGUCCUGCAGCGACAGACUUUGGCAGAAUCAGCUCCUUUAGGCCUGCGUCGAUGGAUCUCCUAGGAGGGGAAUCUUUAUCAUUCUGCGCUUGUCGUUUUUCGACGUCCGCGAGGUAAAUAACCUUGAGGUUCUCUAGGACACUCGAUCCGAUGAUUGCCGCAAGUGUUGAGUCGAGGAUAUCUGAUGGGAUAUCGUCAGAUGUUGAACCAUCCGCAUGCUCGUCCGAUCGCCCCCAAAUAUAAAGAGCUUCAGUACUAACAGGGAAAGAGUCAGAGACGUAUUCCGCAAGUUGCUCUGCAUUGGGAGAACUAUGCAUCCGGUAAAGCUCUUCAAGCAUCAUAUCGGACACUGCCACCGUAAACAGCUUCAAGUUUUCAAAGUCUUUAAGGUCAUCGAGGCGAUAGUUGCUGUUUUUAUCGCUGUGCAUACCGCCCGGGUUGUAAAGGAUGAGUUUUUGUAGUGUCUUCCCAUUGCUGAAAGACAGCGAGCCCACGAACGUGUCCACGUCGUGAAGAUCUUGCCGGCGUUCACUCGCAAUCCUCAGAACGAUAG